Messenger RNA from Engraulis encrasicolus (European anchovy), 750 nucleotides. RefSeq names its product E3 ubiquitin/ISG15 ligase TRIM25-like. Bases 61 to 750 code for a protein of 229 amino acids. The record is from RefSeq and is a predicted model, not a curated record. Gene Ontology annotation, molecular function: zinc ion binding. The transcript is spliced from 3 exons. Lineage: Eukaryota; Metazoa; Chordata; Actinopteri; Clupeiformes; Engraulidae.
AGAGUCCAGACCUACUGCCUUAAAGUUGUUGCCUUAUACACAUUCCAGAGUGAUUCCAGAAUGGCAGAGGCUUUUCCAGAAGAUGACAACUCGUUUCAGUGCUCGGUGUGCCUGGAUCCACUGAAAGAUCCUGUGACUCUUAGUUGUGGACACAGCUACUGUAUGAGUUGCAUUAGUGGCUGCUGGGACCAGCAGGAAAUGAAGGGUGAGUACAGCUGCCCUCAGUGCAGAGAGACGUUCCCCUCAAGACCUGCACUGAAAAGAAACAUCAUGUUGGCUGAGCUGGUGGAGAAACUAAGCCAGACAGACAUCCAGGUAGCUCGCCCUGCAACUCCAUAUGCUGGACCAGGAGACUUGAAGUGCGACUUUUGCUCAGAGGGGCCACUCAAGGCGGUCAAAUCCUGUCUUGUUUGCCAGAUUUCACUUUGUGGGACACACGUUCAGCCUCAUUACGACAUCCCAGCUUUGAAAACGCACAAGCUGGUCAAAGCCACACAGCUUCAGAAGCUGAUCUGCUCUCUGCAUGGGAACGCCCUUCAAGUGUUCUGCCGCACCGACCAGAAGUGUAUCUGCAUACUGUGCACCAUGGAUGACCACAAGGGUCACGACACGGUCUCCGUUGCGGCAGAGCGGAAGGAGAGGGAGGAUCAACUAGAGGACACAAAGAAGCAAUUCAGGCAAAGACUGAAGCAAAGAAGAAAGGAACUGCAAGAGCUGCAGGAGGCCAUGAAAGAUCAUAAGGUCCAUUGA